AUGACCGAAAGGCGCAGUGUAUUCAGACCUUGUAUCGAUCUACAUGGAGGCCAAGUCAAACAAAUAGUUGGAGGUACUCUUUCCGAUACCAAUCCCAACGACCUCAAGACGAAUUUUGUUUCUCAGAAGCCACCUGCCGAGUUUGCACGUCUUUACAAAGACAAUUUCCUUGAGGGUGGGCAUGUCAUCAAAUUGGGUCCCGGAAACGAUGAAGCAGCCAAGGAGGCUUUGGCAGCGUGGCCAGGAGGUCUUCAAAUCGGUGGAGGGAUCACUGACAAGAACGCUACGGAGUGGCUAAAUGCAGGAGCGAGCAAAGUUAUCGUCACAUCGUAUCUCUUCCCAGAAUCCAAAUUCUCCUUGGCGAAGUUGGAAGCUAUAUCAACCACUGUGGGGAAAGACAGGCUUGUUGUCGAUGUCAGCUGUCGUCGGAAAGGAGAAAAAUGGUUCGUUGCUAUGAAUAAAUGGCAAGAUUUGACAGAGAUGGAAGUUUGUCAAGAGUCUUUGGACCUUUUAUCCAACUAUUGCAGCGAAUUUUUGGUGCAUGCAGCAGAUGUUGAAGGGCUUUGUCAAGGUAUCGACGAGGCCUUAGUCACAAAACUAGGAGAGUGGUGUCGGAUCCCGGUCACUUAUGCUGGCGGCGCUAAAGACGUCUCUGAUCUUGAUCUCGUCGACCGUCUAUCGCUUGGACGAGUAGACCUGACAUACGGAAGCUCACUCGAUAUUUUUGGAGGUUCAUUGGUUAAGUUUGAUGACCUCGUGAGGUUAUCGGACUCUGCAAGGCGCCAUUCAUGA
Messenger RNA from Lentinula edodes (shiitake mushroom), 792 nucleotides. RefSeq names its product Phosphoribosylformimino-5-aminoimidazole carboxamide ribotide isomerase. Gene Ontology annotation, molecular function: 1-(5-phosphoribosyl)-5-[(5-phosphoribosylamino)methylideneamino]imidazole-4-carboxamide isomerase activity. Bases 1 to 792 code for a protein of 263 amino acids. Gene Ontology annotation, biological process: L-tryptophan biosynthetic process; L-histidine biosynthetic process. The record is from RefSeq and is a predicted model, not a curated record. Lineage: Eukaryota; Fungi; Basidiomycota; Agaricomycetes; Agaricales; Omphalotaceae. The transcript is spliced from 10 exons. Gene Ontology annotation, cellular component: cytoplasm.